CUGACAAUUGACAUUGACAUGAUAUUCGUAAAAAAGAAUCAAAACAGUUUCAUAUAAAGCAUAAAGUAGAAGAAAAAACAAAUAGUAAGAGAAUAUUUAAGAUGGAAGAAGACGAUCACGACGAGCUAUUACAGUGCACAGAUGAUGAGUCUUUGUCUGACACCGAAGACCAAUGUCUUCCUAUCGAUAAGCCUGAAGAAAACUACCGACACACCCUUACCUACUUCUGCCACACCAAACUAGAAUUCAUCACCACCAAGUUAGCCCUAAUCUUUUCAACAUCUGUGAUGCUCAUACUGUUCCCACUUUAUUUGGAAGCGAUAAACGUCCGUGGCAGCGCUUACUCCAUGAUUUUGACCAAUACCUCCAUUUCCACCCUCCUGUUCGUCGUGACAAUGGUCAUUGCAAAGUGUUUCUGUGAGAAAUACAGGAAUAUAAGGAUAUGCAGUUUCCCCGUACAGUUUUCCAAGCUCCUUCAGCUGUCUGGGGUGUAUUUUUUAUGCGCAUUUAUGAUCGUGUACGCUUUGGACAGGAAGAGAGUUAUAUGCCACCUGCAAGACCCAAUUAAAGGGAUCGUUCUUGUGUUUUCGCUGUUAUAUUAUUUCUUCUUUUGCAGAAAGU
Molecule: messenger RNA, 621 nt
Organism: Anoplophora glabripennis (Asian longhorned beetle)
Lineage: Eukaryota; Metazoa; Arthropoda; Insecta; Coleoptera; Cerambycidae
Exons: 2
Source: RefSeq, a predicted model, not a curated record